Molecule: messenger RNA, 2721 nt
Organism: Sphenostylis stenocarpa
Lineage: Eukaryota; Viridiplantae; Streptophyta; Magnoliopsida; Fabales; Fabaceae
Source: the annotation of a GenBank genome assembly
AUGAAAUGUAUUCCAAAGAGGACUUCAAAGGCUCAGAGCAAAGCAAAAGGAGAGUCGUUGGAAUUGUCAUUUGUAGGAGCUGACCAGUUGAUUUUAAUGGUGGAGAUCCAUAAGAAGAUCUUGGCAUUCAGAGACAUCAUGGACCUUGCUCCAUGUAACAGCUCUGCUUCCUUACGUGAGAUGGUUAUGAAAACCCUGCAAGAUCUUCAAGUGCUAUACCCAGGGAUCAUACCAAAAAAUGAAGUCUUAAAGAUUAAGGGCAAGCCUAUGGACAAGGCUAUGGCGUAUUUCUGCAAGGCUUUGAAGUCUAUUGGAGAGUUAUGGAUUGUGAAUAAUAAUUGGAUGAAGAAGCUCAAUGUUGUGUUACCAAUAUGCAAGGAUAACAGCAAUAUGCGUCAAUUAGGUGAGACAAUGUUGGCCACUCUAGAUGCUCUGAUGAAGUUAGCAAGUGACCAGUUUGACGUAGAGGAAGAUGAGCAUAAGAAAGAACUCAGCCCAAGAUGUAGCUCAUAUGGAAAAUAUAUAAUGCGAUCAACCUCCUUUUCAGAUAGCAGCUACUCUUACUGCUCUUCUCCUCCCACACCUAGAUCUGUUCUCCCAGAGUUGACGAAACACCCUACAAAAUCUGGAGAUAGUCCAAGAAGUUCUUGUGCCUCACCGCUGCUUCUGUCUCUCAGAGUUCAAGCUGUGGGAAAGUUGAACCCAAUUGACGUAAAGCGCUUGUCUUUCCAGAUGUCACCAGCACAGGUUCACAAGAUAGAGGAGGAAUCAUCCACCAGAGAAACGGAAGAGGAUGACAAAGCUACAAAUCAUGGAAAAGACUCACCAGAAGAACUGGUGUUUCACUUGGACACAACUGAGGAAUUGGAUAGUCCAACUAAUGAUCAUAAAAAAGCAACUAAACCCUUUGCUAUAAAGGAGGUGAGGCUAUCAAUAUCUUCCAGUCACACAGAACCUCAACCAAAAUCUCCUAAACUAGAAAAAGCACCUCUUGUACAGCAAGAAUCACUACCUGUAUCUUCACCUUCAAUUACACCCCCACCAUCCAUUCCACAACCUCCCCCACCACCUUCCCCACAAUCCAUGAUAAAGAUGCAGAUUAUACCAACUCCACCACCACCCCCUCCAUCUCCUUCACCAUCCAAGAUGAUGUCAAGUGUAUCAUUGCCACCCCAAGUACCAGCACCACCUCUGCUGCAGCCCAAUGUAGCAGUGUCACCAACACCACCUCCACCUCCACCAUCAGCACCUAAACUGGAGCAAACUGAAGUAGAAAUUAGGAUGCCUACAACCCCAUCACCACCAAGGCCUCCAAGUUCAGGUUCAGUAACAAAUGCUGCUCCUCCGCCACCACCACCACCACCACCCUCAUUGCCUCCAAGUUCAGGUUCAACAACAUCUGCUGCUCCUUUACCACCUCCAUCACCAAAUCCCUUGAAAGGGGAAUCAGUUCCAGCACCUCCCCCACCCAAUCACUUGACAGGUGGAUCAGUUCCAGCACCUCCACCACCCAAUCCCUUGACAGGUGGAUCAGUUCCAGCACCUCCCCCACCCAAUCCCUCGACAGGUGGAUCAGUUCCAGCACCUCCCCCACCCAAUCACUUGACAGGUGGAUCAGUUCCAGCACCUCCACCACCCAAUCCCUCGACAGGUGGAUCAGUUCCAGCACCUCCACCACCCAAUCCCUCGACAGGUGGAUCAGUUCCAGCACCGCCACCACCCAAUCCCUUGACAGGUGGACCAGUUCCAGCACCUCCCCCACCCAAUCCCUUGAAAGGUGGAUCAGUUCCAGCACCUCCACCAGCCGCGCCAGGUGGUUCAAAGGCAGGUGCCCCACCGCCACCUCCUAUUGGAGGAGGGAGAAGCUUGAGCGCUAAGGCAACUAGUAAGUUGAAAAGAUCGACUCAUCUAGGCAACCUGUAUCGAUCUCUAAAGGGAAAAUUUGAAGGGUCUACCGUGAACGUAAAAUCUUCUUCUGGCAAAAAAGGUGGGGUUGGAGGAGCAAGCACAGGAGGGAAACAAGGAAUGGCUGAUGCUCUUGCUGAGAUGACAAAAAGAUCCUCUUACUUCCAACAAAUAGAAGAAGAUGUUCAGAAAUACACAAAGCAAAUCUUGGAGCUGAGAUCUACCAUUACUAAUUUCAAGACAAAAGAUAUGACAGAAUUGGCCAAGUUCCACAGAGAUGUUGAAUCCGUUCUUGAGAAACUAACUGAUGAAUCGCAGGUGCUAUCGCGGUUUGAAGGAUUCCCCACAAAGAAGUUGGAAGCUUUAAGAAUGGCAGCAGCACUGUACAAUAAGUUGUACUCAAUACUUACGGAGCUUCAAAAUUGGAAAGUAGAGCCUCCAAUGACUCAGCAACUGGACAAGGUUGAGCGAUAUUUCAGCAAGAUUAAAACAGAGCUGGAUGCUCUGGAACGAACCAAAGAUGAAGAAGCUAAGAAAUUCAAGGGUCACAACAUCAUAUUUGACUUCCACAUUCUCGUAAAGAUCAAGGAAGCAUUGGUGGACGUUUCUUCCAAUUGCAUGGAGUUAUCUCUUAAGGAGAAGGGCAACGCCGGUGCUAAGAAGGAUGGAGCAAAAAAGGAAGGUGUAUCACUGCUUUGGAAAGCUUUUCAAUUUGCAUUCCGGGUCUACACAUUCGCUGGUGGCCUUGAUGAUCGUGCUGACAACUUAACAAGACAAUUGGCUAAAGAGAUAGAGAGUGAACCCAACCAAGCAUAA